GAUAAUAAUACGAAGAUUUGAUUUCUCGUAGGCAGACAGAUAUUUGUUAUUUCCUUUUGAGUUUAUGAUCUCUCUUUCAAUUUUUUUUAUUUAUAUAUUGUUGCGGCUUACAUACAUCUAAUUCGUAUCGAGAAAAGUUUAUAGGUAUAAAUUUGAUCAAUACUGUUCAAAUCACAAGUUACGUAGUUCCUCUAAUUGUAUAAUAAUUUACAAUCAUCAUGACUACCGCUGCUGGAGGCACGUAUAAUUUCAAGGUAGUGCUUCUUGGUGAGGGCUGUGUUGGAAAGACUUCUUUGUUGCUACGUUAUAUCGAAGACAAAUUCAACGACAAACAUCUAACUACGCUUCAGGCAACUUUUUUGAACAAAAAGUUAAAUAUAAAUGGAAAACGUAUAAACCUGUCUAUUUGGGACACAGCUGGUCAAGAAAAGUUCCACGCUUUAGGUCCAAUUUACUACAGGAAUUCAAAUGGCGCUAUUCUUGUCUAUGACAUAACAGAUGAGGACUCAUUUGGAAAGGUCAAAAACUGGGUGAAAGAACUGAAGAAAAUGUUAGGAGCGGAUAUAGUUCUUUUUAUUGCAGGAAAUAAAAUAGAUUUAGAACAUGAGAGAACUGUGUCCUUAGAAGAAGCUGAAAGCUAUGCCAACAUGGUUGGCGCAAAACAUUUUUAUACCUCAGCAAAAUUGAACCAAGGAGUGGAAGACCUCUUUCUUGAUUUAACUCAAGAAAUGGUGGAACGGUCUGAAAAUAAUUCUCAAUCUGAGGGCAAUCGAUCAUCCCGAGUAUUGGUGGUUGAUGAUGAGGUCCCUGUUCAGUCUUCUUGUUGUUCUGGUACAAGGAGUGGUAACUAAAUAUAUUUCAGCAUUUCAUGACUUUCUAAAUACAUAUGAGGUAUUCCACAUUUAUAUGUGAAGUGUUACUGAAAAUGGUAAAAGUUUAUAUGUCGAACAAAAUUGUAUAAUAAGUUAACAUCAAAAACCAAAUUAUUAUUUCAAAUUUUAGGUAGUUGUAUAUACAUACAUAUAUGCAUAUGUUUACUACAUAUACAUAUUUAUACUAUAUUAUUAUUCAUUGGUGAGCACAUCUAUGAAAUUGCCACUGCUAAAAUUAUGAAAUAUGACUACUAUGAAUGUAAGAUAAGGCUGGUGUAUGUAAUUUAUUUCAAUAGCUACUUACUAUAUUAAAAUAUUUGUGACAUCUGCUCAGAGUAGCUUUCUUAAGAAAAUACUAAACUGUUGUAGUUGUUAAUAAGAAAUGUAAAAUAUUAUUUAAGAUUGGCCUUAAGAUAUGAAUGUAUAAAAUGUUAUUGAAAUUACCUAUGCCAGUAUUUUUCGUAAAUGAUGAAUUACAAUUACUGACAUUUAAAUAUAUUAUAUUUCUUAUUGUUUUAUAAUACCAUUAAAAGUGUUUAAUCAAAUAUCCUUCUAUGAUCUGCAUUAAUCACUUCCUAUAAUGUCCUCUGUGUUCUAACCUAAACCUAGAUAUAUUUUUGUGAACUUAAAUAAUUUUAUGUGUUAUCUCUCAUAUUAAAUUUCCUGCCUCUAAACGCCAUACAAUUUUUAUAAAUCAUCAUAUAUGUUAUCUUUGGGCUGAAGAAACCAGGAUAAAAUAAUAUUUUUUUUGUUUGAAAUAGUUUUAGAGCUACAAAUAAUGUGUCAAAAUGAAAAAAUACAUUCCUAUAAAAUAUAUUUAUAUUAGAACAGAUUUUACUAAUAUUAUAAAUGCAAAAGUUUAUUUAUUCCGUGUUUCACCAAGCUCGGUAUUUGAUAUUCCAUAAGUAAAAAUACUAGUUAUUUUCCAUCCAACAUUAUAAAAUAUAACAUGUCGUAAAUUUACUAAAUAUUUUGGAUGUUUGUAGCAUUGAAUAUACUUACACUAUCCAUUCUAUUAGAUUACUAGCUUUUGCUCGCAGCUUCGCCCACAUUUAUUUCGUGCGCUCAUAACUUAUUAUUAUCGACAUCUCGUCUAAGCAACGUGUCGAAAUGAGACAUGCCUAAGUUUUAAGUCAAACCUGCAGUUAUAUAUCUAAGUUUUAAGUCAAACCUGCCGCUACAUAUCUAUAAAAACCGCAUCAAAUUAAGUAUUUGCAUAAUGCGCGAACAUACAUAGGUAUCUACAACAAUUUUAAAUGAACAUUGCUUUGGCUUCUAUUAGAAAUAAAAACCCCCAUAAUUUUCUUUAUAUAUCCUAUUUACAAACAUAACCCAAUUAUGUGAAUGGAUCUUCCGAUUACUGAUGUAUAUAUAUGAUGAUUCAUAUAUUACCUUAUACUAUCAUUACAUUGUAUGAAACAAAGUCGCUUGCCUCUGUCUAUUGUCACUAUGUAUACUUAGAUCUGUAAAACUACGCAACCGAUUUUGAUGUGGGUUUUUCUAAUAGAAAGUCAUUCAAGACGAGGGGGUGACAUGGGAAUGUGUACAACAUGCAUAUUAUUCCACCAAAACUGGGACGGGCCACUGGUUGUUAGACGAAAGAUAAUAAAUGCGUCAGUUUUUCAGACAGACAAAAACCACACCAUGUUCCAUUUUCAUUCAGUCGUUCUUGCACGAUACGCUACUAACAUACCGAUAGAAAAUUUACUGUACUGCGUAUUCUUCAAUACGAUCUUCCUUUACAAUCAACACACAAUUUUGUAGUAAUUUUCUACGGGCUAGGUUUCAAAUCUAACAUUCCUACCAACAUGCAUUUCGAUGAAAUAGCUUUUAUUUUGUAAAUAUCAUAUUCUAUAAUAUUUAUUAGGUAUAAAAUGAAACGAUAUCGAUUAAUUUUAAUAACUUCUAUUCACAACUACUUGUAAAAGAAUUAACAAAUCAAUAACGGUCAAUAACAGGAUACCUAAGUAUUUUGACGAUUUCAACAAUGUUUAACUACUUAUAUUUGUUCAACAAAGGAGAACUAUGCUGUACUGUUUUUCUGUGUUACAAUCGGCAUUCCUCGGUCAAUAAAGAUCUAUGACUACA
Molecule: messenger RNA, 2960 nt
Organism: Plodia interpunctella (Indianmeal moth)
Lineage: Eukaryota; Metazoa; Arthropoda; Insecta; Lepidoptera; Pyralidae
Gene: Rab21
Product: ras-related protein Rab-21
Exons: 4
Coding region: 219-851 (210 amino acids)
Biological process (GO): Rab protein signal transduction
Cellular component (GO): endosome; Golgi apparatus
Molecular function (GO): GTP binding; GTPase activity
Source: RefSeq, a predicted model, not a curated record